Plasmodium falciparum 3D7 is the source of this 1194-nucleotide messenger RNA. It is a transcript of the gene CSP, whose product is annotated as thrombospondin type-1 domain-containing protein. The record is from RefSeq and is a predicted model, not a curated record. NCBI's taxonomy places the organism in Eukaryota, Apicomplexa, Aconoidasida, Haemosporida, Plasmodiidae.
AUGAUGAGAAAAUUAGCUAUUUUAUCUGUUUCUUCCUUUUUAUUUGUUGAGGCCUUAUUCCAGGAAUACCAGUGCUAUGGAAGUUCGUCAAACACAAGGGUUCUAAAUGAAUUAAAUUAUGAUAAUGCAGGCACUAAUUUAUAUAAUGAAUUAGAAAUGAAUUAUUAUGGGAAACAGGAAAAUUGGUAUAGUCUUAAAAAAAAUAGUAGAUCACUUGGAGAAAAUGAUGAUGGAAAUAACGAAGACAACGAGAAAUUAAGGAAACCAAAACAUAAAAAAUUAAAGCAACCAGCGGAUGGUAAUCCUGAUCCAAAUGCAAACCCAAAUGUAGAUCCCAAUGCCAACCCAAAUGUAGAUCCAAAUGCAAACCCAAAUGUAGAUCCAAAUGCAAACCCAAAUGCAAACCCAAAUGCAAACCCAAAUGCAAACCCAAAUGCAAACCCAAAUGCAAACCCAAAUGCAAACCCAAAUGCAAACCCAAAUGCAAACCCAAAUGCAAACCCAAAUGCAAACCCAAAUGCAAACCCAAAUGCAAACCCAAAUGCAAACCCCAAUGCAAAUCCUAAUGCAAACCCAAAUGCAAACCCAAACGUAGAUCCUAAUGCAAAUCCAAAUGCAAACCCAAACGCAAACCCCAAUGCAAAUCCUAAUGCAAACCCCAAUGCAAAUCCUAAUGCAAAUCCUAAUGCCAAUCCAAAUGCAAAUCCAAAUGCAAACCCAAACGCAAACCCCAAUGCAAAUCCUAAUGCCAAUCCAAAUGCAAAUCCAAAUGCAAACCCAAAUGCAAACCCAAAUGCAAACCCCAAUGCAAAUCCUAAUAAAAACAAUCAAGGUAAUGGACAAGGUCACAAUAUGCCAAAUGACCCAAACCGAAAUGUAGAUGAAAAUGCUAAUGCCAACAGUGCUGUAAAAAAUAAUAAUAACGAAGAACCAAGUGAUAAGCACAUAAAAGAAUAUUUAAACAAAAUACAAAAUUCUCUUUCAACUGAAUGGUCCCCAUGUAGUGUAACUUGUGGAAAUGGUAUUCAAGUUAGAAUAAAGCCUGGCUCUGCUAAUAAACCUAAAGACGAAUUAGAUUAUGCAAAUGAUAUUGAAAAAAAAAUUUGUAAAAUGGAAAAAUGUUCCAGUGUGUUUAAUGUCGUAAAUAGUUCAAUAGGAUUAAUAAUGGUAUUAUCCUUCUUGUUCCUUAAUUAG